UACUCGAAUCAAGUAACAGACCUUUACGCAUGCUUUGAUUUGUGCUGAAAGAUAGAGUUUCACGCAAAGAUUCUUCAAAAUUGAAUAUUUGUAAGAUUCAAAUUCUGCUCAUACAAACCUGAUGUGGUACGACCCAAAGUUCGACUGACUUCAAGUCAUCGCCACAGCAAUGACCCCUGUGCUAAGAAAGCUAGAAGGUCAAUGAUCCGCAGGUCGUUUUCCCAAAGUGCACCACGUGCUACUGAGUCAUCUAUUACCUAACAAAACAAGUUUGCAGAGCGGAACAAAGGUUGUGGUUUUUUGUGGCACACGCUCGUCAUUUGUUUAGUUGUCUUCAUAUUACAAGACAUGUAAACUGUGGAAACUUCAUACCUGAGAGUUUGAGACACUUUCGGAUUUAGGUCACUUCCAAGUAGCCUCUCAAACAACGUCCGCAACGCCAUGGAGAUCAUAUCGCAGUACGUACUGUUGUGUGUGCUGAUAAGUCUGACAGUUUACGGAACCGGCGCGGAGAAGGUUCUGGUGGUGCCGCCGAUCAUAGGGGGCAGCCUCUGGUUCCCCCUGGCGUCAAUCGGCCAAGCCUUGGCGGGGAGGGGCCACGACGUCACCGUUGUUGUCUCUCAGGACAUCGUGGACAAACGUCGCGCCGAGAGACCCAACCUACGGUUCGAGUCGUUCUUUGACCAGGGAAGCCGUGCGCGGUACGAAGCCAGCUUAGACAAGGCAAGUGAAAUGUUCCAUGAGUCUUUGUUCCGUGAGUUCCAACACUUCCAAGAGAGGUUCAAAUUUAUGGCUGAGCACUGCGAUCUAUUGCUGGGAGAUACUGACUUGAUGGGGAGGCUGAAACAAGCACGUUUUCAGGUUGUCGUGUCACAGCCGUUCUUUAGCCAGUGUGGAGUCAUAGUCGCAGCUCACCUGGGCGUUCCCCACGUUGCUGUCUUGCGUAGUGACCGCACACAAUAUGACGCCUUCGCCACAGGUGUGCCCCGGCCCCGGUCCUAUGUACCGUAUAUCUUGUCCAGUUUUACCGACUGGAUGACUUUCUCACAGCGGGCACAGAACCUUAUCAUGUCGUGUGCAGUGCCUGUGGUGUUUGAGUGGAGCGUGGGACGUAUCAAGUAUGACUUGGUGAAAAAGUACCUCGGCGAGGAGGAGACUCCCCUUGGGGUUUUGGCGAAGACAGAUGUGUGGCUGUAUCAAACCGACGUUUUGCUGGACCUCCCGAGGCCGAGGAUGCCUAACAUGGUGGACGUCGGAGGAAUAAACUCCCAAGAGGCCAAUCCACUUUCCGAGGACUUAGAGCUGUUCAUGCAGGGUUCUGGCAGUGCUGGGGUCGUGGUGGUCAGCUUCGGCUCACAGGCCAAGACCAUCAACCUUGAAAGGGCAGAGGUCAUGGCAGCAGCCUUCGCGCAGCUCCGACAGAAGGUGGUCUGGCGGUACACGGGAGAGAAGCCGGCCGGGCUGGGCAACAACACCAAGCUGAUGAGCUGGCUGCCGCAGAACGACUUACUGGGUCACCCGAAAACCAAAGCCUUCGUCACCCAUACCGGAGGUAACGGUAUGUUCGAGGCCCUGUACCACGGGGUGCCCAUGGUCUGUACACCGCUGGGCAAGGACCAGCGCGGCAACGCGGCUCGGGUAGUCUCCAGGGGGCUGGGAGUGAGGCUAGACUUCAACACGUUCGCAACAGAAACAUUUUACCAGGCCAUUAUACAGGUUCUAACUGAUAAAAGCUACCGUGAGACGGCAGCCCGCCUGUCCCGUCUGCACCGUGACCAGCCCCAGUCACCCAUGGAGCGGGCCGUCUGGUGGAUAGAACACGUCAUCAAACAUGGCGGACUGCCCCAUCUCCGCGCACGCGCCGUGGAGCUGCCGUGGUACCAGUACUACCUGCUGGACGUGGCUGCCUUCUUGUUGGCCCCUCUCGACCAACGUCCGGAUUUUUCCAACGCCAUGGAGAUUGGGACGCAGCAUGUAGUGUUUUGUGUGAUGAUAAUUCUGACAGUUCACGGAAGCAGCACGGAGAAGGUUCUGGUGGUGCCGCCCGUCAUAGGGGGCAGCCACUGGUUUCCCCUAGCGUCAGUCGGCCAGGCCUUGGCGGGGAGGGGCCACGACGUCACCGUUGUUGUCUCUCAGGACAUCGUGGACAAACGUCGUGCCGAGAGACCCGACCUGCGGUUCGAGUCGUUCUUUGACCAAGGAAGCCGUGCCCAGUUGGAAGCCAACACAGCUCAGAUAGAAGAAGCGUUUAAUAAGUCCGUCUUCAAUGUUUUGCAACACCUCCAAGAGGGGAUGAACUUUAUGGCUGAGCACUGUGAUCUGCUGAUGGCAAAAGCUAACUUGAUGGGGGGGCUGAAACAAGCACGUUUUCGGGUUGUUGUGUCACAGCCGUUCUUUAGCCAGUGUGGAGCCAUAGUCGCAGCUCACCUGGGCGUCCCCCACGUCGCUCUCCUGCGUGGUGACCCCUCGGGACUUAACUCCUUCGCAACAGGGGUGCCCCGCCCCCCGUCCUAUGUACCGUAUAUCUUGUCCAGUUUUACCGACCGGAUGACUUUCUCACAGCGAGUGCAGAACCUUGUCGUGUCAUGCUCAGCGCCUGUGGUGUUUCAGUGGAUCGUGGGGCGUAUCAACAAUGAUCUAGUGAAAAAGUACCUCGGCGAGGAGGAGACUCUUCUGGGGGUUUUGGCGAAGACGGAUGUGUGGCUGUAUCAAACCGACUCUUUGCUAGACCUCCCGAGCCCGAGGAUGCCCAACAUGGUCGACGUCGGAGGAUUACACUGCCAAGAGGCCAAUCCACUUUCCGAGGACUUAGAGCUAUUCAUGCAGAGUUCUGGCAGUGCUGGGGUCGUGGUGGUCAGCUUCGGCUCACAGGCCAAGACCAUCAACUCUGAAAGGGCAGAGGUCAUGGCAGCAGCCUUCGCGCAGCUCCGACAGAAGGUGGUGUGGCGGUACACGGGAGAGAAGCCGACCAGGCUGGGAAACAACACCAUGCUGAUGAGCUGGCUGCCGCAGAACGACUUACUGGGUCACCCGAAAACGAAAGCCUUCGUCACCCAUACCGGGUCUAACGGUAUGUACGAGGCUCUGUACCACGGGGUGCCCAUGGUCUGCACACCGCUGGGCAAGGACCAGCACGGCAACGCCGCCCGGGUAAUCUCCAGAGGGCUGGGAGUGAGGCUAGACUUCAACACGUUCACAACAGAAACAUUUUACCAGGCCAUUAUGCAGGUUCUAACUGACAGAAGCUACCGUGAGACGGCAGCCCGCCUGUCCCGUCUGCACCGUGACCAGCCCCAGUCACCCAUGGAGCGGGCCGUCUGGUGGAUAGAACACGUCAUCAAACAUGGCGGACUGCCCCAUCUCCGCGCACGCGCCGUGGAGCUGCCGUGGUACCAGUACUACCUGCUGGACGUGGCUGCCUUCCUGUUGGCCGUCUGUUCAGCUGUUCUUGUGCUCAUCUGUUGCAGCUGUUCUCUCGUCUGUCGAAAGAUUUGUCGUAAAAGAGGCGGCAAGCUGAAGUCUCAGUAG
Molecule: messenger RNA, 3528 nt
Organism: Branchiostoma belcheri (Belcher's lancelet)
Lineage: Eukaryota; Metazoa; Chordata; Leptocardii; Amphioxiformes; Branchiostomatidae
Product: UDP-glucuronosyltransferase 2B1-like
Exons: 8
Coding region: 442-3528 (1028 amino acids)
Molecular function (GO): UDP-glycosyltransferase activity
Source: RefSeq, a predicted model, not a curated record